AGGGGAAUUAAGCGUUUAUGUCCCAGAAUGCUGCGCUCUUGGCACUCGGAGGCUGGCACUGCGCCCGGUUCCCGGAGUCUGUCUCCAUUUUACAAGCUGCACAGCUCCGAGCCUGGUGACCAUGUUGCCUCUUCUUUCUCAGCGUUUGCCCCUGUUGGCCAGGAUGAGGCUCCUGGGAGUUGCCAGCGUCCGAGCUGCUCAUGGCCACGAGGCACAGGUGUCUCACCACCCGGACGGCUCGGAGUUGCUGUAUUAUGAUCACCGCGCGUUCCCCCUGCCGGACAUUCCCUAUCAGAAAGAUCUCAGCUCCCAGCAGACAGCGCUAAAGGAGAAAGAGAAGGGGCCCUGGAAGCAGCUGAGCCAGGAAGACAAAGUCUCCCUCUACCGCAUCCAGUUUAACCAGACGUACGCGGAGAUGACUCGACCAUCCAACGAGUGGAAGACCGUGUUUGGAACUAUCUUUAUCUUAUUUGGGUUAACUGGUCUAAUUGUGUGGUGGCAGAGAGUGUACGUGUACCCUCCCAAGCCGCACACUCUGUCGGAGGAGUGGAAAGCCAUGCAGGUCCAGAGGAUGCUAGACAUGCGUGUUGGCCCAAUCCAGGGCUUCUCCUCUAAGUGGGACUACGAGAAGAACGAAUGGAAGAAGUGAGCUGGACAGCUACUGUGUGCCUGGAGUGGUGCCACCAGUUAUAUCAUCCACCCUUCCCUCUAUCCAGGGCCAUGAGCUACACUGUCUGCUCUUCACCAGUACCAGGUUUUCUAGGGUCGCAGCUAACUAGAACCCCGUGAUCCUCAGCAAAGGCUCAGGGGAGUUGUAGUCCUGGCUCGCACUACCUAGAUUACUCUAUAAUAUUUAGCUCAGCAGCCUUCCGUCCGCCUGUUGCAGCCUCACCUCCCUUCUCACAGCAAACUACAUAUCGGUGCAUUCACUAGUGUCCCCGUAGUUUGCCACAUCUCGUGUUUCCCCCGACUGUCUAGUGGCUUCUCUGUUCAUAUGAUGGUUUAAUAAAACUGCCCUAAGA
Spea bombifrons (plains spadefoot toad) is the source of this 1022-nucleotide messenger RNA. Its product is annotated as cytochrome c oxidase subunit 4 isoform 1, mitochondrial. The coding region runs from base 122 to 649 and encodes 175 amino acids. NCBI's taxonomy places the organism in Eukaryota, Metazoa, Chordata, Amphibia, Anura, Pelobatidae. Gene Ontology annotation, biological process: mitochondrial electron transport, cytochrome c to oxygen. The transcript is spliced from 5 exons. The record is from RefSeq and is a predicted model, not a curated record.